AUGGAACCUCCCGGAAGAGCCGCGGACGAGGAGGAGGGCAGCGAAUCAGCCGCGCAAGAGGGCCUGCGGGGGGCGGGCGGGGGGGAUAUGCGCACGCAGGCGGAAAAAGAGAGAGACGCGCAGGACGCUGCCGCGCAGGAGGGGGAUUCGGAGGGCGCGGAUGGUCAGGAGGAGGAAGGUUUGUUGCAUAGCCGCACUGGUGGCGAUGCGAAGGCAGCGGCGGCGGCGGCGGCUGACGCGGCAGCUGCUGCUGAUGCUGAUGGUGAUGGGGUUGGAGGUUCUGAAGGGGUGGGAGGGGCGAAGGAUGGGGAGGAGGAGGGUGGUGGCACUGCAGAGACAGUGGUUGGGAAAUACGAGGCGUGCGACCCUGAGCUGUCAGAGAUAGUGCCGUGCCUGAGCCCAGCAAUGAACAAGCGCAUGAAGCUGAAGCUGAACACCAAGGUGAUGGAACACUACGAGCGCCACUGCCCCUCGGAUGACAUCAUGCCGCACUGCCUCGUGCCCCAACCUCCUGGUUACAAGACCUCCAUCCCCUGGCCGCGCAGCAGGGACGAGGUGUGGCGGGCCAACGUGCCCCACACUCUGCUGGCAACGGAGAAAUCGGAUCAGCACUGGAUGGUGGUGGACGGCGAAAUCAUCCGAUUCCCGGGCGGCGGCACUCACUUCCCUGGGGGCGCAGACAAAUACAUUGAACGCAUUGGCAAGAUGAUGGGAGACGAGAACGGCAACUUCUCAGUGGGCGGCAAGAUCCGGACGGUUCUGGACAUCGGGUGCGGGGUGGCGUCGUUCGGCGCGUACCUGCUGGAGCACUCUGUGCUGACCAUGUCGGUGGCUCCCAACGACGUGCACGAGAAUCAGAUCCAGUUCGCGCUCGAGAGGGGUCUGCCUGCGUUCCUGGGGGUGAUGGGCACCCAGCGCCUUCCGUUCCCCUCCUUGGCGUUCGACCUGGCCCACUGCUCCCGCUGCCGCAUUGACUGGCUGCAGAGAGACGGCCUGCUGCUGCUGGAGCUGGACCGUGUCAUUCGGCCGGGCGGCUACUGGGUGUGGUCUGCGCCACCUGUGUAUCGGGAGGACGAGGAGAACCAGAAGCUGUGGACGGACAUGCUGGCGUUCAUGGGGCGCAUGUGUUGGAAGGUGAAGGCGCAGAGCGGGCAGACGGCCAUCUUCAAGAAGCCAAAGACGAAUCUGUGCAUCAAGAAGCGGGCGGCAGACGUAGAGCCGCCCCUGUGCGAUGCCGCCCGGGUGUCCCCCAACUCGGCCUGGUACACUCCCAUGGACGCGUGCGUCAACACGGUGCCGAAAGGCAAGAAGAACAAGCUCAUACAGCCGUGGCCGGAACGCCUGGUGUCCCCCUCGCCGCGCAUUGACCUGCUUGGGCUGGCCAAGUCCGACUUUGAGGCCGACACGGAAGCGUGGGAGAAGAUCGUAGCAGACUACGACACCCUGCUGGGCGGGCAGGCCCUCCUUCGCCCUGCAGACUCCUCCUCCCUCAAAGCACCCUCCAAGAGCAAGGGCUCCAAGGCGGCCUUCCCCAUGCGCAAUGUGAUUGACAUCAACGCGCACAUGGGCGGGUUUGCAGCGGCGCUGGCGGCGCAGGGGCAGGCGGUGUGGGUGAUGAACACGGUGCCCCCGCAGGGGGAGGCCAGCGGUGCAGGGCUGGCGAUGGUGUAUGACCGCGGGCUCAUCGGGGUCUUCCACGACUGGUGUGAGCCCUUUUCGACGUAUCCCCGGACCUACGACCUCGUCCAUGCAUGGAGAGCGGUGUCGCAAGUGCUCAAGCGCAAAUGCUCCCUGGAGGGCUUGCUACUCGAACUCGACCGGAUCCUCCGCCCCAAGGGUGUUCUGCUCUUCCGGGAUAGUGCUGAUGUUAUCGCGCGCCUGGAGAAGCGGUUGAAGGCGGUGAAGUGGAUUGUACUGAAGGGGCCUGUAUCGAGGACGUUUAUUGACGGGGAGGAGGAGCAGGUGCUCGUUGUGCAGAAGAGGUUUUGGCGGAUGAAGGAGAAGGCUGGUUUGAAGGAAAGUGCGGAGGCAACUGCAUCGACAGAGGGGGAUGCCGAGGAGCGUAGACGGUUGUGA
Molecule: messenger RNA, 2076 nt
Organism: Closterium sp. Naga37s-1
Lineage: Eukaryota; Viridiplantae; Streptophyta; Zygnematophyceae; Desmidiales; Closteriaceae
Source: the annotation of a GenBank genome assembly